Thyridium curvatum is the source of this 870-nucleotide messenger RNA. RefSeq lists its product as uncharacterized. The transcript has 2 exons. Bases 1 to 870 code for a protein of 289 amino acids. The record is from RefSeq and is a predicted model, not a curated record. NCBI's taxonomy places the organism in Eukaryota, Fungi, Ascomycota, Sordariomycetes, Thyridiales, Thyridiaceae.
AUGUCAAAACGAAACCUGUUCCUAUGCUUUGACGCGUUCGGCACGCUCUUCAGGCCAGCCGAGCCGGUCGCAAAGCAGUAUGCCGACGUCGCGCGCCAGUUCGGCCUGCGCGUCAACGAUGCCCAGGUCACGGCCUCCUUCCGAGAGGCCUUCAAGAGAGAAGCCAAGGUGCACCCGAAUUACGGCAAGGCGACGGGCGUCCAGGUUAUACAUAACACACUCCGUCCCCUAGUGGGCCCAGAUCAAGCAAUACCCGACGGGUUGGCGCCCCGUCUCCAGCACAGAUUUGCAUCUGAUGAGGGCUACACCUGCGUACCCCAGCUACCCUCACUGCUCCAAGCUCUUAAGGAGCCACACCCUAAGAAGGGGUUUGACAAGGUCGUUGUCGGCGUCAUCACGAAUUCCGACGACCGAGUCCCGGAUAUCUUGGCUUCGUUCGGGGUCCGCGUCAGCCCCUUGCGGUAUGGCACUCCAAUUGAUCGAGCCAAGCUGGCAGGAGCAGUCUACGACAUUGACCUUCAUUGCAUGUCCUACGAUGUGGGCUACGAAAAACCGGACAAGAGGGUCUUUUCUGCGGCGGAGGAGCUGUUGCGAGAAGUCACUACUCAGGAUGCUACCUCUUCUGCUGACGUGGGAGCGUCUUCUUGGGACAAGAUAUACCUCGGAGAUGACUAUGACAAGGACGUACUUGGCGCGCUUGACUCUGGCUGGUACGCCUUGUUCUUGGAGGGGCAUGAACAACCUCCUCGCCCGAUGCCGCUUCUUGUGGAUCAAAAAGGGGGAUCGGUCAGCGAGGCAUUCAUUCAACAUCGAGCCCUGAGUGUGGACUCGGUCCAAACUGCGAUAGAUUGGCUCCUAGGGCAAAGAUGA